Messenger RNA from Triplophysa rosa, 2435 nucleotides. RefSeq names its product chondroitin polymerizing factor b (gene chpfb). Gene Ontology annotation, molecular function: glucuronosyl-N-acetylgalactosaminyl-proteoglycan 4-beta-N-acetylgalactosaminyltransferase activity. Gene Ontology annotation, cellular component: Golgi cisterna membrane. The transcript has 5 exons. The record is from RefSeq and is a predicted model, not a curated record. Lineage: Eukaryota; Metazoa; Chordata; Actinopteri; Cypriniformes; Nemacheilidae. The coding region runs from base 15 to 2420 and encodes 801 amino acids.
CGCCGACUGAAAGAAUGAGACUUUCAAUGCUAAUGUCUCUCAUCAGGCCGACCGGGCCGAUUAUUGUGGGCAUCUCUCUGGGAUUCACUUUGAGUCUUCUCAGCGUCACCUGGGUGGAUGAGUCCUGCGACUCUAACUGGACAGGAGCCACCGCCGAGAUGCUCCUAGCGCAGCCCCCAGGCAGCUUGAAGGGGGCCCGUAAACCUAGUUCGAUAUCCACCGGCACCACUGACAACGGAAAUAUCGAAGGCGAAUUUGAGCCCAGAAUAGUGCCUUACAACAAGCCUGCCCAACAAGAUCCUCCGAAAAAAGUUUUUAGGUCACAUAAAGGGAGCUGUCAAUCACGGAUCAACUUCAGUAAUCUGAAUUACGAGCAACUGCCUCAACAUGUCAACAACCACCAGCACACAGCAAGGUAUGCCAGCACAGAGCUUGGAAUACGUGAGCAUCUCUUUGUUGCCGUAUUUACCUCCAAAACCACCCUGGGCACAUUAGCUGUGGCCAUCAACCGGACCCUCAAAAACCACCUGGAUGGUCGCCUCAUCUUCUUUACACCCACACGCAACCGCAAACUCCCUCACGGAAUGUUUGUGGUUGCCCACGAAGAGGAACGUCCAGUGCCGAACAUGUUUCAAUCCAUCCGAUAUCUUCUAGAACACCACAUUGCUGAAUAUGAUUGGUUCUACAUUGCUCAAGAUGAUACCUAUACCCAGCCCCAAAGGCUGAAGACCCUAGUGAGCCAUCUUAGUAUGGACCUUCUGCUUUACAUGGGCCUCCCAGGAGAGUUUAUCGGAGGUGAGACGCAAGGCAAGUACUGCCAUGGUGGACCAGGAUUUCUGCUGUCCCGUGCAUUGCUUCUUAAGCUGCAGCCUUUUUUGGACCAUUGUAGGACUGAUAUCGUAAGUGUCAGACCUGAUGAGUGGCUCGGUCGGUGUAUCAUUGAUUAUACUGGCACCAGCUGUGUGGACGAAUAUGAGGGGCUAAAUUAUCAUUCUUUUUCAUCAUUCAAUUUGGACCUUCUCACAGUGGAGAAUGAUGGAUUUCAGAAUGCUAUUACCGUUCAUCCUGUGACCAGUGCAGAACUUAUGUAUCGUCUUCACAAACAAUUCUCAGAAAUAGAACUGCAGAGGACCUAUGAGGAGAUUGAGAAACUGCAGUCAGAGAUCAAGAAUGUCAGUGAAAUGGCUGUGGAUGGAAACAGAAGUGCUUUGUGGCCCAUCGGCAUCCCACCCCCCUUAGAACCCAAGAGCCGCUUUGAAGUACUACGUUGGGACUACUUCACCGAAGAGCAUCUUUUCUCCUGCGUGGAUGGUGCCCCCAAAUGCCAGCUCAUUGGCGCUGAUCGUGAUGAUGUGUCUGACGUCAUCAGGGUUGCCGUGGAGGAGCUCAAUAAGAAAUACAACCCUAUUGUACAAAUGAGCGCUCCCCGACUGGUGAAUGGCUACCGACGCUUCGAUCACACACGAGGGAUGGAGUACACCCUAGACCUUCAGCUCCAAGCCGUGUCUGAGUCUGGCCACCAGAAAUCUAUUGCCCGUCGCGUCCACCUUGUGCGCCCCCUCAGCCAGUUAGAGAUCAUCCCCAUGCCCUACGUCACUGAGGCUACACGAGUACACGUUCUCCUUCCUCUUAACAGUUAUGAGUCUCAAGUAGCGCUGCGAUUCUUAGAUCACUGUUCCUCCAACUUGUUUGAGACCGGUGAGAACGCUGUUCUCAACCUCCUGUUUAUUUACGAACCAGCUGAGGCUCAAAAAGUAAGCGCGGGUGAUGUUUUUGCAGAUGUCAAAGCUAAGGUCGCCGCCAUUGAGCACAGGUAUCCCAGCGUGAAGGUGUCAUGGAUAAGCAUCAAAACAGAAAGUUCUGGUGUCCUGCGAAUCCUGGACAUCGUUUCUAGGAAGCACCCGGUGGACACGCUUUUCCUCCUCGUCACUGCUGACACAAUACUCAAUUCGGAGUUCUUGAAUCGCUGCCGCAUGAACGCCAUCAGCGGCCGGCAGGCUUUCUUUCCCAUCCACUUCCAAGAUUUCGACCCCCGUGUUGCUAACCCGGAUCAGGCGCCCCCUGUGUCACCAGACCUGGUUAGGGAGGCAGGUCACUUUGACCGCAACGUCUUCGAGGAAGCGUGCUUUUACAACUCCGACUACAUGUCGUCACGCACACAGAUGGCUGGGGACUUGCAGGAGAACGAGGAGCUGCUGGAGAAUUUGGACUUGUACGACAUGUUUGUGCAGUACUCGGGACUGCACGUGUUCCGUGCCGUCGAGCCUGCUUUGCGUCAGGCAUACCGCAACCAGACCUGUGAUCCGCGGCUAAAUGAGGACGUGUUCCACCGAUGUCUCCAGAGCACUGUGGAGGCUCGGGGGUCGCGUUCCCAGCUGGCCAUGCUAAUAUUUGAACAGGAGCAAAGCAACAGCACCUGAGGAGCUACCCAGAAU